AUGCAUCCAACUGCCGGAUCCCUCCCCGGCGCCCUUGCGGCACUGAUUCUGGCCCUGCCUGCCACCAUCAGCGCCCAUGUGGCAGCCACCGCCCCCGGCCCUUCGGUCGGUGCCAACGUGCCCCUGCCUGCAGCCGUCCCCGCUGCCUCGGCCACUGCCAAGAUCCCCCUGGCUUCUGGUGCCCCCGGUGCCCCCGGUGCCCCCUCUCCCGAGGCCCAGUUCCCCAACGGCCAGAUCCCGAACGCCCAGAUGCCAGGUCAAUUCCCUACUGGCCAGUUCCCCAACGCCCAGUUCCCCAAUGGGCAGACGCCGAAUGGACAGUUCCCCAACGGUCAGGCUCCCAAUGGCCAAUUCCCCAACGGUCAGGUCCCCAACGGCCAGGGCCAGCCGCAACAGCCUCCCGUCAACGUCAACUGCGCCCAGGGUGUUCACAUCAUCGUUGCUCGCGGCGGUGAGGAGCGCCCCGGCAUGGGCAUGAUCGGCAAGGUCGCCGACAACGUCAUGGCGCAGAUCCCGGGCUCCAGCAUCGAGGCGGUCGACUACCCGGCGUCGCUCUCCGAGUACUCACGCUCGCAGGGCGUCGGCGUCCAGGUCAUGUCGCAGAUGGUUGCCAACUACGUGGCGGCCUGCCCCAGCAGCCGCAUCGUCCUUCUCGGCUACAGCCAGGGCGCCCACGUCGCUGCCGACCUGGUCUGCGGCGCCUCCGAGGCCCAGUUCGCCACCCAGGGCAUGCCCGCCCUCCCCGCCGAGCUGCAGCGCAACAUCGCCGCCGUCGUCAUGAUGGGAGACCCCUCCCGCUCCGCCGACGCCCCCUUCAACCAGGGCAACGCCACAAAGGGCGGC
Pyricularia oryzae 70-15 is the source of this 843-nucleotide messenger RNA. RefSeq lists its product as uncharacterized. The transcript has a single exon. The annotation marks the transcript as partial. Gene Ontology annotation, molecular function: hydrolase activity. NCBI's taxonomy places the organism in Eukaryota, Fungi, Ascomycota, Sordariomycetes, Magnaporthales, Pyriculariaceae. The record is from RefSeq and is a predicted model, not a curated record.